CAAUUUUUUCCACAACAAACGGUGCGUGCGUGCUGCUGCUGCUGGAACUGAUAAGGUGAUUUUUCCACACAAAAUAGUCGAUAAAAAAGUGAAAAGGCACAAAUAAUAGUGGUUGGUUGGUUAAACUAGGUGUCUCGGCAAAAUGUGUUGAACGAAGGCUGCCUCUAGUCGAGAUUGAAGGAAAUCUUCCGGGUCGUUCUCAUUGGUAUUCACAAGGCGAACGAGUUCGACGGCAAUGCCAAGUACGUUGCUAUUUGCGAACAGCAAUGAAGGACGGGUGUACGCUUUGUCGACUGCUGGAUCGGCUUGGCGGGAGUUCCUGUACUUGGGACUGGAGUUCAAGCGGAUAUCCGUAGUUCCGCACUUUAUGUGGGCUAUCGGCGGGGAUCGACAGGUCUAUGUGCAUGUUUAUGGUUUGGACAUCCCGAUCCGGAUUAAGGAGGAAGCUUACGAAAAUGAACGGUGGUUCCCGAUUGAGGGAUGGUCCGGGCGACUUCUUCCGACUGAUCGAUAUAAAUUUUCCAAUGCGGAAGGUACGGUAGAUAGAAACAUCAAUAACGUACGGUUGCCAUCGAUGGCCUGGCAAUGGGAGAGCAAGGAAUGGCAACUGGAUCUGACUUUGGAUGGGCAGCCAUUGGAUCACGAUGGAUGGACUUAUGCUGUAGAUUUUCCUGCAACCUAUCAACCGCAAAAGAAUUGGAUGUCCUGUGUGCGGAGACGGAAGUGGGUUCGAUUCAGGAGAUAUUGUGCUUUGAACUCGUGGUGCGCUAUAGCGCCUUUGCAUAAAGAUCCAACCCAAGAACCGUUUAUAGAUGUUUCCGUUACUGUUUGUAACGUCCCAGGGGCACCGGCUGGACAACUGUUAGUGUGGGCAGUAACUGCACAUGGACGGAUUAUGUUUAGAUCAGGUGUGAGCACCUCGUCGCCGGAAGGGCUUCGCUGGACCGACGUGACGACUUCUUCCGGGUGUGAAGUAUCUCAGAUAGCGGUCGGUCCAACGGGACUCGUUUGGGCCACACUUUACAAUGGCCGAGCGAUUGUAAGGGCUGGAGUAACCAGAGAUCUUUUGAUGGGGACCGCUUGGCUCGAAGUGAAGCCCCCUGGAAACAAUCUGAGCAUUGCGCAAGUAUCGGUUGGUACGAAUUCGGUGUGGUGCGUCACAAAUGAUAAUCAUGUUUGGUUCCGACGGGGAGUUCAUGGGGAAGCUUCUGGUAUUAGCGAAGAUGCAGCUAUAGGAAGUGGAUGGGUUGAAAUGGUAGGAAAUAUUUCCUAUAUCUCAGUAGCGCCGAACGAUCAGGUCUUCGCAGUGGGCUCCGAAGAUAGGGCACUGUACUUCCGUUCCGGGGUGUCCAAGUCGGAUCCUACCGGUAAAAAGUGGCGCCUGAUUCAACUGCCUAUGCAAAUGAGCCGAACUUCCAGUAAUUUUUCUCUUUGUAGUCGACGAAGUGGAAGCGAAUCUCCAUCGAGUAAACAUCGCAGCUUAAACAGCUUGUAUCGGGAAAAGUUACAGCAAGAACAUGGAGAUAACGGAGAUAAAACUUCAUGCUCAGCGCCAACCAACAAUCCAAAGAAUAGACCGGAGCUGUGGCAUAAACCACAAAUCUCACCAGAUAUUAUCAACGCCAAAGGUGAAACGCAACAUGUGGGAAGUCUUGUUGAAAAUAAAGUUACCAGAAAUCUAUCGAGCGAAACUGUCGUAGCUUCGAGUGCGCCCUUGAACGAGAUCUACGAAAUAUCCGGGAAGCAACUGAAGAACUCACGAGCCUGGAGUCCAGUUCGAAGUGUAGGAUCAGUUGUCGGUACCGAGGCUCAUCCAGAGACAGAUUCAAGCGUUUUCGAGGGCGAAAGUUCCCGGGACUCGGGUGUCUUUGGCGAGUACGAAGACCACGGUGGAUCUCAGAACUGGGCCGAGUGUGAAGUUUUGUGGGUCGGUUGCGCAGCUGGAGCUGUCAGCGUGGAUCCCAACCAGUUGCCGAACUGGUUUAAUGACAGCUUUGCCAAUGCCAACGAACAAGAGCUGAUCCAACCGUGGCGGAUUAAAAUUUUGGACGAUCUGAAAAGCCGGCCACCGGGCCCAUUGGGCGAAAGCGAGUUCGCGCUGUACGAGAAAGCCAUCGAGAAGUCUUCCUGGGUAAAAACGGGCGAAGCACGUGCUUCCAAAUCGGGCCACGCUUACGAGGAUUGCCUGCUAGAGUUGGAAUGGGUCAACAACCAGGGAACGGGACCGGAUUCCGGUACCUUAACCAUCCUCAACCCGGACGGAAUCACCACCAAGAUGCAAUUUUCGCUAUCGGAAAUCACAUCCAUCAUGUGCUGCAGUGAACCAGGAUCGGCUCGUUUGGCAAUUCACGCUCCCCGUUUACCACCGGGCUCAUCACCAAUCAAAAUCCAGUUCAGUGGCGAUACCGACUUGGAGGACUGGAUUUCGCACCUGACUUCGGUCUGCUGCCAGAUGAACGAGCUCCAUGGGAAACCUUCACCCCGCUCGAUUUGGAUCACGUCUGGUAUGGGCGACGUUUUCGUUUUCGAUCCCACCAAUCUGGAGGCUUCGCAGCUGCAGAAGGAUUCUCAUGUUUAUCGGCAGGAAAUCGACGUAUCGGCGGCCGAAACUCCUUACUUAAUGGCUUUGAAUAAUGGGAUGCCAAUUGGAUCCUGUCUGGAAAUCUCGGGUUUUGUUUGCGACGAUGCGGACCAAAUCAGGUUUGACCUGCAAAGUCAUCCCACUGUGCAGGUCCGGCACAAGAUGGAAUCUCAGCGGAACAUUCCGCUCCACAUCAAUCCGCGCUUCAACGAGAACAUUACCGUAUUCAAUUCGAUGGAAUCGUCAAGCUGGAGCAACGACGAGAUACGUGACAUCAAGAUGUUGUUUUCACCAGGGGCCGCUUUCAAACUGGAAAUAAGGAGUGAAUCAGACGGAUUUCGUAUAACCGUCGAUGGAAAAGACUAUUCGAAGUUCAAGUACCGCAAAGGUCUGGCACCGGAUGCGGUGUACAGUUUGUUCAGCAGUGGUCGAGUAAAAAUUAUCAGCAUAACCUACGACAGUCCCAAGUUGAUCAUUUCGUUGAAGGACGUAUUCUGGCGCCAAAUUGGCGGGCACCUUCGACGGGUGCAAUCCUGUAGAACGGGAAUCGUUUGGGGAGUCGGAUACGAUAACACGGCUUGGGUAUACACCGGAGGAUGGGGCGGAGUGUUCUUGAAGGGUCUCGAAACGAGCAAUCAGGGAAUCAAUCCCAUGACCGAUACACAUAACUACUACAUAUACGAGAAUCAACGAUGGAAUCCUUUGUCGGGCUUUUCGACGACAGGACUGCCAACGGACCGGCACAUGUGGAGUGAUAUUACUGGAAAGCAUAAACGCAGCAAGGAGCACACCAAACUAUUGUCGAUGCAUUGGCAGUGGGUGAGCGAUUGGAUGGUGGACUUCCAAAACCCUGGCGGUGUUGAUCGUGAGGGUUGGCAGUAUGCCAUAGAUUUUCCUGCCACCUAUCACGCCAAGAAGCAAUUCACAGAUUACGUCCGCCGACGACGGUGGUAUCGAAAGUGCCGACUGUCAACCAGCGGUCCCUGGCAAGAGGUUGGAAACACCAAAAUUGUCGAUGUUUCUUUACAACCGGACAGUGCCGAAAUGGAUUGUAGCGUUUCGGUUUGGGCUGUGGCAGCCAAUGGAGAUGCACUGUAUAGACGUGGAGUUUCCCUUUCCCAACCAGCUGGCACCGGUUGGGAACACGUAGCUUGCGAUCAACCAUUGAUUAGUAUAAGUAUCUUCGAUAAUAAGGUAUGGGCAGUCGGUAAGAAUGGAGCCGCUUUCUGGCGAAGCGGAAUCACCAAAGAGUUUCCAGUGGGUAGCAAAUGGAUUCCGGUGGAUCCGCUACCCGGAGUUAAUUUCAAACAAAUCUCGGUUGGCCGGGCAGGAAUCUGGACCGUCGAUACCAAGGGUCGACUAUCGGUUCGUGAGGGGGUAACGACAACCUGUUCCGAGGGCACCCAGUGGAAGCUACUGAUGAAUGUUUUGAACGAUCCUCCCCAUUACGAGGGUAACGUUGGAUUCAAAAACGUUUCCGUUGGGGAGCACGUAUUUGCUGUAUCUCAAUCUGGUUACAUUUGCAAACGGAACGGCAUUAGCGCUAGCAACCCACUUGGAUCGGGUUGGUCUUUGGGAAUUCAGGGCAACUGGCACUACGUGAGCGUCAAUGGAUUUUUGGACUAAGAAUGCGAAGCUGUUAUGGGCCAUAACUAAUCUUUAUCAACUGCAUGAAUCGUGAUAUACAAAAUCUUUACCCAUUUAAAGUAUUACCUUGAUGACGCGUAUUUGGGCUGCUACCCAAAAUUUACACCUACUUACCCGUUUACUGCUAAAAGUGCUUAACCCCCCUAUGUGAAUGUUCUACUACUUAAAAAAAAUAGGCUUCAGGAUGAAGUCCAAACCCGCUAACGGAAUAAAUGGUUGCAAGUUUAUUCCAGCUCAAA
Molecule: messenger RNA, 4467 nt
Organism: Uranotaenia lowii
Lineage: Eukaryota; Metazoa; Arthropoda; Insecta; Diptera; Culicidae
Gene: Pex23
Product: tectonin beta-propeller repeat-containing protein
Exons: 7
Coding region: 236-4207 (1323 amino acids)
Cellular component (GO): membrane
Molecular function (GO): carbohydrate binding
Source: RefSeq, a predicted model, not a curated record